AUGUCGGAUCGACUACAAAAUGUGACACAAACCAUUUCAAGAAUAUUGGACGGUUAUGAUAUCCGAUUAAGGCCUAAUUUUGGUGGAGAUCCUUUAUUGGUUGGCAUGGAUCUCACAAUUGCCAGUUUUGAUGCUAUCUCGGAAGUAAACAUGGAUUACACAAUAACCAUGUACUUAAAUCAGUAUUGGAAAGACGAGAGGCUGGGCUUUUCUCACGAGGGUGAGGUCUUAACACUAAGUGGGGACUUUGCGGAAAAAAUCUGGGUGCCGGAUACUUUUUUUGCAAAUGACAAGAAUAGCUUUCUUCACGAUGUGACUGAGCGCAACAAGCUCGUCAGGCUAUCAGGAGGUGGUUCAGUGACUUAUGGCAUGAGAUUUACUACGACAUUGGCGUGUAUGAUGGACCUUCACUACUAUCCACUAGACUCCCAAAACUGCACUGUCGAGAUUGAAAGCUAUGGCUAUACAGUUUCGGAUGUGGUGAUGUAUUGGAAAGAGACGCCAGUAAGAGGCGUCGAUGAGGCGGAAUUACCCCAGUUUACGAUAAUUGGUUACGAAACCAACGAUCGCAUGGAAAAACUAGCUACCGGAGUUUACCAGAGGCUCUCGUUAAGUUUCAAGCUAAAAAGGAAUAUCGGUUACUUUGUCUUUCAAACCUACUUACCCAGCAUUUUGAUCGUCAUGCUUAGCUGGGUCAGCUUCUGGAUCAAUCAUGAAGCCACGAGUGCGAGAGUUGCUCUAGGUAUCACGACUGUCCUAACGAUGACAACAAUUUCCACUGGAGUGAGAAGUUCCUUGCCUCGAAUCAGCUACGUGAAGGCUAUAGACAUCUAUCUGGUGAUGUGCUUUGUCUUCGUUUUUGCCGCAUUGCUCGAAUAUGCGGCGGUCAAUUACACAUAUUGGGGUGCGAGAGCCAAAAAGAAAAUUAAAAAGAAAGACAACGAUGAGAAGAAACCUACUUCUUCUAAGACUGAGAGUAAAGCGGGUUCACCUUUUCCGGGUAACACCGAUGUGGACAUCAUAGAACUCCAUGAUCUCAGAAUGUCCCCUCUUCCGAGCAUUAGAAGCAGGUCAGGACUGGUAAAUGCUGUCGGAACUCCUGGACCUGCACGGGAUCACGAUCCGGCAAAAUUCCCACCGAGUUUUCGAAUUUCGAGGGCACCUGGUUAUAAUACACAUGCAAGAAAUAGCGGUCUUAGGUACAGGGGACCUAGACAGCAUAAACCGAAGGUUUUGCAUGCAAUUCGUAGAGGUGCAUCUGUACUGCGAGCAUCAAUGCCUAAAAUCAAGGACGUUAACAUAAUCGACAAAUACUCGAGAAUUAUUUUCCCCGUAAGCUUUUUACUAUUUAAUGCCGGAUAUUGGAUAUUUUACGUUCUGUGAGCGAACAAUUUAUUA
Belonocnema kinseyi is the source of this 1398-nucleotide messenger RNA. It is a transcript of the gene Lcch3, whose product is annotated as gamma-aminobutyric acid receptor subunit beta-like. The transcript is spliced from 8 exons. Gene Ontology annotation, biological process: signal transduction; chemical synaptic transmission; regulation of membrane potential. The coding region runs from base 1 to 1383 and encodes 460 amino acids. Lineage: Eukaryota; Metazoa; Arthropoda; Insecta; Hymenoptera; Cynipidae. The record is from RefSeq and is a predicted model, not a curated record. Gene Ontology annotation, molecular function: GABA-A receptor activity; neurotransmitter receptor activity; extracellular ligand-gated monoatomic ion channel activity. Gene Ontology annotation, cellular component: neuron projection; synapse; GABA-A receptor complex.